AUGGCUAAAUUCUAUGUGUUAAAUACUGUUACUUUUACUUCUAUCAAUGCAAAGGAUUUUCACUAUAAAGCUCCAAUUCCGGAAGUUAUGUUGUCUGUUGUUCUGGCUAACAAUAAGGUUAUCUUAAUCUAUAGAAAGAAUCCAACUCAAGUUGUUCUAUCUAUGACUCCAAAUGAGCUUGCUGCAUUAGAAGCUGCUUCUGUUGGUCCGAAAAGGACAGAUAAAGAUGAUGAGGUUACGAUUCCGAAUAAUCGUGUUGAUAAUGAUAUUGGUCUUGAAGAUACAUGUUUUUCUACUGAUAUGAAUGCUCAGGUUUCACAACCUCCAAUUAAUACUCCACCUGUGUUUCAUGAUGCUACUACCACCACUACAACUCCAAUUUCAAAGGUUCCAGUUACAUCAUCUACACUUCGAACACCUGUUGAAACUGUUGUCCCUGAUGUCAAUACAGAAGAUCAUCUCUUUGAUGAUAAUGAAGAAUUUUUUGUACAAGAUCAUCUCCACUUCAAAUAUUUGUUGAAACUGUCUUGGCUACUUCUCUUCUUAAUGAUGAGAGUGAUUUAG
Lactuca virosa is the source of this 564-nucleotide messenger RNA. Lineage: Eukaryota; Viridiplantae; Streptophyta; Magnoliopsida; Asterales; Asteraceae. The record is from the annotation of a GenBank genome assembly.